AUGGGAGCCGGAAUCCCUUACGACCAGCUCGCGAUGCCCGGCAUUAGCAUCACGGCGCUGACCGAACCGGUCUCCAUCGUCCAUAUCCCAGUCGCCGCCGUCGACGCAUACGUGACCAAGCUCUUCUGGACGAUCGACCGGGCCAGCGAGCACUCGAGCGAGUUCUUCAACCUCACAUCGAACCGAAUCGAGAUCGCAUUGUUCGCAGCGACUGACCUUGUCAUUGCCGAAUGGGGUUCUGUAUACAACGCCGCUGUGUGCAUCAACGGCCCGUGGCGCGUCUUUGAGAUCUCGUCGCCGGACAGCAACGACGAGUCCAACUAUGAUUCGCCGCAUCUUCGUUACGUGUCCGCACCGCUGGCGGAAGCAGGCGUCACAAUACUGUACCAGUCGAGCUACCAGACCGACUUUCUGCUUGUGAAAGCCGUCGACUUUGAGCUUGCAUCAAGGGUGUUUGCGGCCCGCGGAUGGCAUGUCGACCCCAACCAGCGCUCUGUUCGCCGACGUUCGGCGCUGUCGUCGGGCGGCACACCAACAGAGUACCCUCCCAUCCCUCCGCCCGUACUCGUACCGCCGCCGCCGCCCGUCGCCGAGAUCACGGUACUCUCGGCGCCUCUGGCGUGUGUGGGCUUGUCAAAGGACAUUGAGGCACAGUCCAUCGACCGCGUGAAAAAGUACCUGGUAUGGCCUGAGCGCGCGCUAGCUGCGACCCAGGAGCAGCAACAGCAGCAGCGAGAGCGCGCCAGUACCAUGGGCGAACGUGCUGAGGGGACUCUGUCACCUCCGCCCAUGUCCCGGCGUCGCUCGUCGGCUGAACGCCGAACCAACCGACCUUUUAUCAGUUACACGCGGACCGAGGAGCAUGGCUCGAGCGUCUUGACCGAGGUCCGCGUCAUUCGGUGCAUGUUCACCCCGGAAGAGCUGGAACAGCUCCUGAGCACCGACGAGUUGGACCGGCAGAGUGGCGGCGAGUUUACCGACGAGUCGGAUGAGGAGACAUCCGAGCCCAUGUCCCCCAUGUACCUCUCGUCGCCACGCACCAACCACUCGUUGCCGGGGACACCCAUCGUCGGGUCGUUUGGCCCCAGUAAAGCCCCCGUCCCACUUCACUGGGCGAGCAUGUCGACCUCUCCCACGUCCACGCCCACAACACGGUACUUUGACCGCUUUGGGCCCAACCCGCCACCGCCCGUGGGUCUCACGUCCAUGGUCAACGCGUACGCAACCCACUCGCGGACCAACAGCGAGAGCAUUGUGCGUCGCCUGAACGGCAGCAACCCCCAUGCGCGGCGCGCAAGCGACGGUGCGCUGCUCAUGGAAGCGUUUAUAAACCCGGACCAUACGCCCAACGCGCACGCGGCGCUGUGCCACGACAACGACUCGCCCGAACGCGGGUCACGCGGGUCACGCGGGUCGCGCGGCUCCAUGUCCGACCGCAACUCUACUCCCCUUGCUGUUGUUGACGAGCGCGAGCGCGAGCCCGGACGCACGAUGCGCUGUCUCCAGCUCGACCUGCGCGGCCUCAGCGAGACGGACGACGCGGGCCUCGGCGAGGAAUCGACCGUGGCGCCCAUGUCGUUCAUCCUGGGCCAGACGCACGCCGACACGUCGGGUCUCGUGACGCGCUUUUCCGAGCGGCUCCAGAACGGCGGGGUACGCAUGCUCUAUUCGUCCACGACGCACACGGCCAACAUCCUCGUCGAGGGCAAAGACGUCGACGUGGCGGAACGCUUGCUCCGCGUGAGCGACAACGACGACGGGUACGAGUAG
Apiotrichum porosum is the source of this 1770-nucleotide messenger RNA. RefSeq lists its product as uncharacterized. Gene Ontology annotation, cellular component: cytosol. Lineage: Eukaryota; Fungi; Basidiomycota; Tremellomycetes; Trichosporonales; Trichosporonaceae. The transcript is spliced from 5 exons. The coding region runs from base 1 to 1770 and encodes 589 amino acids. Gene Ontology annotation, biological process: cellular response to L-arginine; regulation of intracellular signal transduction. The record is from RefSeq and is a predicted model, not a curated record.